AGGAUGUGCUCCAUGUCAGACAUGCUUCAGCUUGCCCCACGUCUGCACUUUGGCGCUUCUGACAUCAUGCGUGCCAUGUGUAAGACCGUCACCCUGCCCGCGUAUGUAGUACAUCCGGUUGUUCUGCACAUGCUCAGAGAAUGGCUAAGGAGAGGAGGAACCCGAGGAAGACUCUUGGAGAUUGUCCAAGCUUUCCGUUUCAACGAUGCGGUAGAAAGCAUAGCUGCAACCAUCAAAGCUGAUCCAGGCUUUGUAGAGUUCAUCUCGAGCAGCAUCCUGGAUCACAAAGGAGGAGUAGUGGAGCUGCGUGAACUCGAUAUCCGGGUUUCAAUUCCUGCCGGGGCGUUACGCAGGGGAAUGAGGUCUGUGGUCACCAUCAGGGUACCUAUAGAGGGCGCUGCUCGGAUUCCUCUCAGGGACGGUGAGGUGUUGAUCACUCCAGUCGUUGAGUGUUCCCUAACUCAGGAACUGCUCGAACCUGCUACGGUAGUGCUUCCACAUUGCGUCGGCCCUAAACAAUGCAGGGAUGGCUCAGGGAUGAUUCUGUACACCAAAACAGGACUAGGAACGUUCAGUCGCAGGCGGUUGCUUCCUAAUUCAUCAAGAGGUUUCCACAUCACCGAAGACAAGGUUGAUUUCACUACAAACCAUCUUCAGCUCUUUGCCUUGUCUUCCACCAACGUCCAAGGAGUACAGUUCAGAUGUGUAACCUUCCAGCCUCUCUUCAUGCCCUCUUCCCGGAAAGUCACACUCCGUGUUUACGUCACUCACCCCUAUAGGAGACCUAUAAAGGAUAUUGAGAGAGCCGAAAAAGAGUUGUCAAAACCCUUCUGCCUCGUGACGACUGCAACCAAGUUUUCAGUAGAAUCAACGACAAAGGAUCUAUUGAUGUGCUUCAGUGAUCGUUUCAUAGACAAGCAGAAAACAAUCUCGAUUGGGAAUCUACUGGCGGAAGAGAGUAGUGCCCUGAGCUUCGAGCUCGAGUUCUCGUCGUCUGAGGAUGGGAAGAAGACUUUCAAUCUCUCAAUCCAGCAGGGGACAUCCACACUUGUCAAACAGAGCCUCACUACUUCAAUAGAAGCGGAACCAGAUUACGGUGUUAACCUCACUGACGCGCAAGGGCGGCAGCACUUUGCUCCAGACAAGCUGCUUGAGACCUUGACCAACGUCCUGUUCACACCUAAGGACGUCCAGGGUCUGGGCUACCAGCUCGGCUUCUCGCAUUCAGCCGUAGAGAAGUACCUGAACAGACCGGAUUCGACUUUCAACAGUGUUUCAAGGUCGGGCUUCGACGAGAUGCUCUGUGACUGGAGACGUAGGGUUAGGCCGGGGGACCAGGUGGACAGACUCCGCACUGCCAUGAAGGAUGCCGGGUUGGGAUAUGUAGCCGACGUAUUUCUGCUUGGACAUGAGUCAUCCGUGAAAUUUGCACAACUCAAAAGGGAGCUACAGGAAAAGAUGUACACACCUUAAGCCUCAUACCCCCAUGGACUUAUUGACCACGUUGGAUUUGCUAUGACAGUGAACUAAUUUCCAAGAAUUGCCAUUUUGUUAAUGUUUUCUUUUUUUCUUUAUGUGUAAUAAACAAAUCAUGUUUCCUAGCCCAUUGAAUUUUACCGGCAAUGUGUUGAGUUUUAAUACACUAUCGGAUUUCAGAGAACAGAAAACCGUCAAUUCAUCAAGAAAUGAUUCUAGGAUAAAAUACAGUGUACAAUACUGCCAUUUUAUAAGUGAUGAUAUUAAUUUGUUUUCAUCAGAAUAGACAGUAUACAUUAAUCUGCUUUGUAUCAGUGUGACAAGAUGAAGAUAAUUUAUGUUUGAUGUGGAAGUCUUGAUACAAGACUAUUUUGAGACUCAACUGUAUCAAAACCAUUAAAUUGAUUACAUUUUUGUCCUUCUUAUCUUCUCUUUCCCUUUUUCUUGCACCAAUAAAGCCCACAAUACUUGUUACUAAUUUGACGUUUUGAAUUUUCUAACAAUUCGGUGAUCGCCUCCAGCAUCACAUGCCAGCUGGCACCCCCUCACCUAUGCCGGAGUGACCUAGGUUAAAACCGAAAGUCUGCGAAAUGUACCUCAAAGACUGUUAAGAUGGCAUUUUGAAAAAGGUGGGGGUGUGUGCGAAGUACACAUGUGCAUACAGAGGUGGUAUAUGAGCGCGCACGUACGCGUAAACACAAGUACGUACAACUUGCUAGGCUAGGCCGUCUCUUUCCAAAUUUAUUCAUUUAUUGAAUUUUCUCUAAAAAAAGAAGAAAAAAAUAUAGGGUCUAAAAAGAAAAUAAGCAG
This is a messenger RNA of Strongylocentrotus purpuratus (purple sea urchin), 2286 nucleotides long. RefSeq lists its product as uncharacterized. Gene Ontology annotation, biological process: netrin-activated signaling pathway. Gene Ontology annotation, molecular function: netrin receptor activity. Gene Ontology annotation, cellular component: membrane. The transcript is spliced from 8 exons. Lineage: Eukaryota; Metazoa; Echinodermata; Echinoidea; Camarodonta; Strongylocentrotidae. The coding region runs from base 4 to 1473 and encodes 489 amino acids. The record is from RefSeq and is a predicted model, not a curated record.